Molecule: messenger RNA, 2150 nt
Organism: Archocentrus centrarchus (flier cichlid)
Lineage: Eukaryota; Metazoa; Chordata; Actinopteri; Cichliformes; Cichlidae
Gene: gclm
Product: glutamate-cysteine ligase, modifier subunit
Exons: 7
Coding region: 235-1068 (277 amino acids)
Biological process (GO): glutathione biosynthetic process
Cellular component (GO): glutamate-cysteine ligase complex
Molecular function (GO): glutamate-cysteine ligase catalytic subunit binding; enzyme regulator activity
Source: RefSeq, a predicted model, not a curated record
CACCGCCAUGUGGGCGUGACCCACCGGCUUACGAGCAACAACCAAACCAGCUAUUCAGCGCUGAAUGCAAGUCAUCCUGACUGUAUCAUUUUGACGGUGGUAGGGGUGGAGGAUUUAUCCUGUAGUUUGCUUGUCCAGCGGUUAGUGGCGGAGUGGCAGUAGUACGGCUGUCACAUUUCACUGCAGCCAACCAAACGCUGUUUAGCAGCUUGUUAGCUUAGCGUCCGAGAGCACAUGGAUUCUCAAAACACUACCAACGCCAACACUGAGGCAAAGAUGCUGCUGAACCACGCCAAGACUUUCAGGCUCCACACCGGGAAUCUGGUCAGCCGAAGUCGCCUAAAAAAGAAGUGUCCGGGCUCCCCCAGCGAGGAGCUUCGAGACUGCAUUCAAGCCACGCUGAGCGACUGGAUUUCCACAGCAAAGCUGUCAUCCAAGGACUUGACUGAAAUACUGGAGUGCUCCAUACCAGAGGCAACAGAUGCUAUCACACCUGAAGAGAGAGAGGAGGUGAAGGUUUCAGUCAAGCUGUUCCUGUGUGAGUCUGGUCAGUCUUCCAUCAAAGAAGCAGUGGAGAUGGCCUGCCAGACGCUGGCAGUGUCCCAGCUUGACUCUGUUAUCAUAGCUCCACCUGGGCCGUUGGAAGGUGACAGCCAAAGUUUGGCUCACCUUCAGCCUGCCUGGGAGGAGCUGGAGGCUCUAGUUAGAAGUAAGCAGAUAGCUGCAAUUGGCACCUCUGACCUGGACAAAGAUCUGCUUGAACAGCUCUAUAACUGGGCUCAGAUAAAGCCUAGUAGUAACCAGGUCAACCUGGCUUCCUGCUGUGUGAUGCCUCCAGACCUGACAGCCUUUGCAAAAGAGUUUGAUAUCCAGCUGCUGACGCACAAUGAUCCCAAAGAGCUGAUAUCGGCUGGCACGUUCCAGGAGGCAGUCCGAGAGGGAGCUCAGGACCUGAACAUCGCUGACUGGAGGCUGGAGUGGGUCUUGCGCUACAAUGUCAUUGUCAAGAGCAGGGGCAUCAUCAAGUCUAAGGGCUACCUUGUCAGUGCAAAGAAGGCGAGCACCUAGCACAAAAAACUAAAAUCAAAGAGAGGGAUAAAGCCAUUUUCCUCCAUUUUUAUUCACACACAUGCAAAGUAACAGCUCUGAAUAAUGGGUGCUGCCAAUCACCAUGAAUCAUGAAGUCAUUGUUUAAUUGUAUGGAUAGGGUUGCAUCUUCCUCAUCGAUGAUUCAUUCAGUUUAAGAGAUACGGGUGUUCAUUACCAUUGUCUCUGUGAGAUUUUCAAGUCGGAGAUGAACGUGCAAGAUCAACUCCCGAGUCAGCUUGGAGAGAAAAGACUGAUAAAGUGAGAUUAGCAGAUGGUGACUCACCGAGACACCGACAUGUCAGUUAACACACCAGAGGCUGGUAUAAUGAUGGAAGAUGCUGCUCACUAAACUUCCAAGGUGAAGGAUUUUUAAGUGCCUCACAUCUACUCCUUCUAUUACCUUUGUCUCCUCUGCAUCUGUGUGAAUCACACUUUGAAUAUCAGUAGAUAAAGCAAGAGAAGAGUUUGUCAGAGAAUAAUUUCAUGCUCUAUGCGGACAGAGGAAAUCAUUACACAUUUGGUGUGUGCUUGAGAAGGAGGAAAGAGGGGCCUGAUUUUUAUCCAUACUGUUUAGAGUUUUCAUGCUAUAUAACAUUUACAUUCCUUCAUUGUGAAAACCCCAAAUACACGAGCGAUGGUUGGGUACACAGGUGGUGGUGUGAUGAAGUCUGAAUUAGACUUUAACUGGUAAGGCAGCCAUGUGAGUACAUAUAACUCUGCUCUGUGAUGCUCUGGUUUUUUUUGUUUGUUUGUUUUCUAACCAUGUGCUUUUUUUUUGAAGAUGCAUCAAAAUGUUUACCCUCACCCCCUAACUUUGUUCAUAAGAUUAAUUAGAGGGAGUUUAUAAACUAACACAUUAAAUGUCUUUAAAUGUAUAGUGCUGGAAUAUCUUUCCCAAGGAGAUGAGAAAAAACUUCUGAAGAAGAGGUUUAUAUUUAUGAAUCAAAGGUUUUUCUGAACAGAGUCCAGUAACUCCUCAAAAUUGUAAGUGUACUGUAAACAUGUUUAACAUUAUGUGUCUGUAUAUUGAGAAUUGGGUUUAAUAAAAUGAAGACUUGGAA